AGUCCAAAAUUAGUAAAUAAAGAUGGUGGCAGCGCAUGAACCGUGUGCGGUAUCGUCACGCGAAAAAUGUCUGGUAAAAUGAAAUGGAAACGAGGAACGUGUACGAUCUCUCAGAAAAAUUCAAAAGUCGUAGAGACUUAGUGAUCGGAGUCACCGCAAAGACGAUAAUAACAGUGUAAAUAGUGUAACUUUCGUAUAGUUCCCCGGGAGCGUAAAGCAGCCGCAAAAGAGGAUAAUUUGGCUCCAGAGUUCACUGUAAGAUAAGAAUAAGAAAAAAUGGUGGUGGGCGAGGCGAGUAUACACAACAUAAUGGGAGGAAUGGAGAGCACGGGCGGGGUGCGACUUCACAAUCACAAACGGAAAUUGAAGCAGAGGUUCGACAUCAUCAAGAAGCUCGGUCAAGGUACUUAUGGUAAAGUUCAAUUGGGUAUCAACAAGGAAACCGGGCAAGAAGUGGCGAUAAAAACUAUUAAAAAAUGCAAGAUAGAGACGGAAGCCGACUUGAUCAGGAUACGAAGGGAGAUUCAGAUAAUGUCGAGCGUUCAACAUCCCAACAUUAUUCACAUAUACGAAGUGUUCGAGAACAGGGAGAAGAUGGUGCUGGUAAUGGAGUACGCGGCCGGUGGCGAACUCUACGACUACUUGAGCGAGCGCAAGGUGCUGACGGAACACGAGGCUCGACGAAUAUUUCGACAGAUAGCCACCGCAGUUUUCUACUGUCACAAGCACAAAAUCUGUCACCGAGACUUGAAGCUGGAAAACAUAUUGCUAGAUCAGGUUGGGAACGCGAAAAUCGCGGAUUUUGGCUUGUCGAACGUGUUCGACGAGCAACGACUGUUGAACACGUUCUGCGGCAGUCCGCUCUACGCCAGUCCCGAAAUCGUCAAGGGUACCCCGUAUCACGGCCCCGAAGUCGACUGCUGGAGCUUGGGUGUUCUUCUCUACACUCUGGUGUACGGUGCCAUGCCCUUCGACGGGUCCAACUUCAAACGACUAGUCAAACAGAUCUCACAGUCGGACUACUUCGAACCGAAGAAACCGUCGCCCGCCUCCCCUCUCAUCAAAGACAUGCUGACCGUUUGUCCCGCCAGAAGAGCCGACAUCGAAAGGAUUUGCACCCAUUGGUGGGUGAACGAAGGUUACGAGCAGAAUUGCUUGGACAUCGCGGAGGACUUGGCGGCUCAAACUCCCGUUCGGUUGGAUUUGCUGCUCUCUCUGGUACCGCAGUCGGCGAGCGCGGAGAAACUGGUCGUCGGGGAUCAGCAGCCAGCCGCAGCGGACGUUCCGAAUAACGUGUCUUCCGAAACUCUGAUACCUACCAGAUGCCAUUCUGUCGGCAGCUUGAUGGAACUGGAUCAGAGCGGUUCCGAUAGACGGAUAAGAAGAGAACUGAUCGAGGAGGAGCAGAGGACUGCUCCGAUCGGUGGCGACGCCAAAAGGAAAUUGGAGACCACGCCGUCGAUGGACGAAACGGCAGCCGCCGAUGCCAAGAGGAAGGAACGACCUCGAAGGAAAGAAAAGCGGGACGAACCCGAAGCUAGAAUGUACAAAUCCGCGUCCAGGCAUCACUCGGCGCCUAUUCCAAACUCGAUCACGGAGGAGGCUAUGGAGGUGGAUCCAAUGGUAACCGUUCCUAUUAGCAAGACCGUCGACUUGAACAAGAUCGAAUCUACGGCAGCUUGUCUGGAAUUAAUCAAAGAAUGUAGCGAGAGGUCACCGAGCAAGGAGAGAAGCAAAACGCCGAUGAUUCACGAACCGGAACAGCGACCACUCGCGGUAGACGAAUCCCGGCGAAUCCCGUCGGAAGAUCGCGCCGUCGCUAAUCACGACGAGGAGCGCUUGCUGGACGAACGGCAAGCGAAAUCGUUAGACGACGGACACCGUGACGAAUCGUCGAAACGUUCGGAGGUGGCGCUCGAUCAAACGAUCGCACGUUCCGCGACCCCCGCCUUCGAACCAUCGAACGAGAAGACUUUGUCCGGAAACGAGAGGUUCGAGAGAAGGUCGUCGACCGCCGGUCGAGAGGAAUCGAUCAACCUCGAGGCGACUCAACGAGAGUUUAAGAAGCUGAAGGAAAAGGCGCUCUCUCUCGAUUCGGAACUUUCCAACGAAUCGCGAGACCCUCCUGCGAAGACGUUCGAAAGGAGACGCUCCAAGAUAUUCGAGACCGCGGAGAAGUUCAAUCAGAUGGCGUCGAGCGUGGAAAACGAGAAACCUAAAAAGAUCUUUAUACCCGGCGUGAACGUCGGAGGGGCGAAGCGCGUGUUCGAAAGAAAGGCCAGUCUGUCUUCCAUUGGAACGCCUCCGCCUACGAAAUGCGUCGCGUCCAAAAUGAUCAUCGACGUUCCUACGACGGAUACGAAGAAGAACGAAAAUUCGAACGACAAGUCGAAGCCAACGCGAAUCGAACGCGAGGAACAGGAGGAGCAGGAGCAGGAGCAGGAGCAGGCAGAGGAAAACGAGGAAGAAGAGAAGAAGAAGGAAGAGGCGAAAAAACGGGCUAUCGACAUAAUAAGUGGUGCGAUUGGAAAACCACCUGUGCAAAGGAGGAUAAACGGGUCUCCGCCGAUUUCACCCUCGAGCCAAGAACCAAAGAAACUCGCGUCAAAGAUAUCGGUUAGUACGAACGAUUCGCGUUCGACCACGCAAUCCUUGACCACGACACCCACAGAAAUCAACUUCUCGUUCGAUGAGAAAACAGCGGACGCGGACGGACGAGCGACGGUAAGAUCGACGAUCUCGACGGAAGCGUUCGACAACGAUAACGACGACGGCGUCAACGACAACGACGACGACGAACCGGAAGAACCAAAAAUGUCCAGCAAAAUGGAGAUCACUCUAAAGAGCGCGACUCUACCCAGACCGCGAAAGACGAGCAAAGCCGAGAUCUCCGUGACGGGUGCGAAACCUUACAAGGUCCAAGUUCCGUUCGCGUUCAAAUCCGAACUCGAGGCCAAGAUCGACGCGUUUCAGCCACAGAAACUGCGAACGCAACGGUCGGAAGUGGCAUUUCCCGUUGCAGCCGCGGUACCGCAGACCAAUCGAAGCUCCAGCUUGGAACCGGAAAGCAGACCGAGGAGCGGUGCGCCGAAGGAGAGGAUAAUUCCGAUUCAGAUGGAAGCGGAUCAUCGGCAGUCGCGACAUUCGUCGACCACGCCUCCACCUUCCAAGCCGCCACCGAUGCCUCAAAGAUCGGUUUCGCAGCGGUCGGGCUCGUUGUCUCGUCAAUCGACCGCAGACUCGGAUACCGAUAGCGCUCUCGGAUCGACCGUUGGUCCCGAGCCGAUCCGAAAGAGCCCCCGAGAAUAUAUCAUUCCCAUCGCCGUGGAAGGCGGUGGAUACGUGACCCCCAGAUCCGGUAGCGUGGAGCCUGAGAGCAAAGCCGGUGGCACACCGUCUACCGCCAACGUGCCCCGCUCCAGAUUUGGUAGACCCCGAAGAAUGAGCUCACUGUUGUCGGAUGCCAGCGAGGACGAAUCGCCGUUCUCUUCGUUGCACAGGGACAGCGAGGAUCUGUUGCAACGACACAUGCAUCGAUUGAGAAGCUCCCGGCCAUCGAGACAGCCGCCGGAACACGUGGACAGUUUGUCCUCCGGCGAGGACGACGACGACGAUGGAUUCGAAUUGUUAACCGCCGAGAAUCUAUUCUCCACUCUGCUGUCCAGAGUGCGAAGUUUGACACAGAGAUUGAACGUGGACGACAAUCGUACCACCGGCUUCCCAAGUUCCCGCCUGUUUGGAAGAUUAGGAUCCAAUUCCUCGCAAGCGUUGUGGGGUCUGAACAAACCGCUGUCGAGCUACCAGACGUAUGUCGAAACGAGGACCGUGACUACGCGGUUGUCGGAGUCACAGUUCAGGCAUUCGCUCAGUCGAGAGGGUGACAUACUCUCGAGGAAAGAUUGCGCGAACACGUCGAACCCAGGAACUCCGAGCAGUCCAGGAUCGCACGGUAAUGCUUCGAGGGAAACGAUAUUCGAUGUCGGCAGUAACACUUUACCAAGAGAUAAAGUAGCACGCGAAGACGUAGAAGCGGAAGCAACGCGAAUGAAAAAAGAGACGCAGGAAUCGUUAGAGCAAAGCUUCACGCCGAGCUUGACCAGACGAUUGGGCAGAACGUUGAUCGAGCAAACCAGACGAUCGUUGACGAGAUCACCGUCCGUUUCGCGCGAAGGCCGGGCCCGUUCGGCCGAGAGAGACGCGUCCGAGGCGACGGCGGCGUCGUCGUCGUCGGCGGCCGUCGACCGAUCCGUCUCCACCGUUUCCGACCAAUCCGAGUACAAGCACCGGUCGGCGAGCGAUCGACGGCCCAUUAGAAGAAGCAACAGCUUACUGGAAUCGGCGACCGGAUCGCUCGCCUCGCCCCGUCGCACCGUCGUCGGUCUCUUCGACGACGAGGAUGAUCUCGCGGAUCAUCGGCAGCCGCACGGUCGUUCCUCCUUCUUCUCCACGUUCCCCAGGGACACGGUGGCGCGUGGCAAUCUCGGCAGAUGGUACAACGAAACUGGCGGUGGUCGAGCCAGCACGGGCAGACUGCGAAAGGACAGCUUCCGUUCGUAUCGUACGGACAAGAUUCAGGAAGAGACGUCGGACGACGCGUUCGCCGCCGAUAGAAGCGGUUCGAUCUCGGAGUACGCAUCGACCUCGGCCUGCGACUCCAACACGAACCCGUUGGACGACGACGCUUCGCCGACCGAGUCUUGCACCGCCAACGCGGUCGACUACAAGCCCGCGUACAACUCGGAUCCUUCGUCGAGAAACUUGGAGAACAGGUUGUUGGCCGCGGAAAACUUGAUCAGGGAAUCGAAACUGAAGAACUUGGGCUCGUCCGGCGGCGUAAAUCUAACCUCCAGCUACCGAGACACGGACAAAUGCGAGAAACGAUCGUUGAUCUCGGUGGCGGAAACGACCGGAGCUUCGGCAACCUCGAAGCGGCGAACCUGUAUCCCCAGCUUGAGGCUGCGAUCCGGCUCGUUGACCAGAGAGCCGAGCGCGGCCGUCGACCGGCGAAAAUCGUUGGCGGAUUCGCAGGACGUGGCGAAUCUCGUGGCGCGAACCCUCGUCCCGGAAAGGUCGCUGCUGAGCAAAUUUUUCAAGACCGCCGCCAACCGAUCGGAGAACGAGCCGACCAGGGACAAGGAGAAGCAAACGGAGCUAGAGAAGGAGAAAGAGAAGCCGCAAAAGUCGAAGCAACGCCGGAUAUCGCGAUUCCUACGGCCGGACUUUUUCGACACGCCCAGAGAGGAGAGUCGUUACGCGAAAGAGAAGGAGGCGCAGAAGGCGGCGGAGAACGAACGCCGCAAGUCUCGGUUCAUCAAGCGGAAAAGCGAGAACAAGGACGCGGCGGCGGCGGCGGCGGCGACGGCCGUGUCGAAAACCAGUGUGCCAACGACAACGAGCCGAGAAGGCAGCGUCGAGACGGAGAAGAAACGGGAGAAGGAACUGAAGAACGAGAUCAAUUGUCGGAGAAGGGAUCGAUGCUCGCGGGAAAGGGAAACGGCGACGGAAACGACAGAGCCGGUCGAAGGUUCGCGAAACGGAUUUCUGCACUCGUUGGAGAAGAAGCUGGAGAGUCUUCGGUGCAACGACGAACAGCGCGCGUCGGACCGAGAGAAGACGACGGUGAAAUCGACAGCGAGCGACGAGCGAACGUUAGGCAAGGAAGCGUCGCGGGAGCGAUCCGCGCCUCCGGUCGAUCGUCGUCUAUCCUCGGCCUCGAACGAACGCGUUAGCCUGGAAAGAGCGAGCAGCGUGGAGGAUCUCUCCCGGCCGAAAAACCCGAAGCGAAACUCUCCGAAGAGCAGAGUCUCUUCCGUGCUCGGUUUGUUCAAGACCGUGGAUCCGAAACAGCUGGCGAACGGCGCGCGAUCGCAGACCACGAUCCUCGCUAAGCUGAAGAAGAGCCCGCCGAAGGUGCUUGCGGAUCUUACAUCCGUCGAGGAUGCGACCACCGCUCCUAUCGUCGGUAGCAAGAUACCGACCAAGCUGGCCGCCAACGCCGACGCCAAAUCCGCGAAGAAGAUCGGCGAGACGAACAAAUCGGACAAGCCGGAAAAACGCGUCUCCUCGUGCGAAUCUUCGAGGCGAUUCUCGUCGAAGGAGGGAUCGAAGCAGGACGCGAAAGAGAGGAGCGCGUCACGCGAGAAAGAAUCGGCCGGGGAGAGAGGUAACUGGAACCGAGACGCGGAGCAAGGAUCGACGGAUACGAGACGCGAAAAACCAAACGACGACGAGAAAAGAUCGACGGAAAAGAGAUCCGUGACGAUGCCGGGCAACAGAGGUAAACGAGCGAAUCGGUGUUCGCUGGAGAACGGCGCCUCGUCCACGGAACCGAGUAGAUCCGAAAACGCGGAGAAGAAGACGGGAAAACCGACGAAAAAGACGUGCGAAACGUCGGAGAGCAACGAUUCGGACGGCGUAAAAAAGAAGAGAAUAGUACGAGUGGCGAAGAAGGUGGUGAAAAAAUCGACCGUCUCCGGCGGUGGGACCGGCGACAAAUCCAUCGACAAAUCCGGCGACGCGGAUAAAACGUCGGAAGGAAAGGAGAAGCCGGCGAAACCUCGAACGAAGAAAAAGGUGGCCGGUAUCUGCGACAACAAGAGUUCGGUCGAGUCAAAAGUGGCGACCGGUAGCGCGAAGGUCGGUAACGCGGAAGAAAACGGACUUGGGACGGAAUCGGGAGACAAGAGCGAGGAAAGAGCUGCCAACGACCAUUCCGAGGAGGAAACGGUCGAGACGGAAACCAACAACGACGAACCGACGAAAAUUCAGCGGGACUCUCAACGACCGAACAGGAACAAUCUGAAGCUCGAUCUGUCCAAGAUACCUCAACACUCGUUCAGGAACGCUACGCCCAAGAGAGAUUCGCCGAAAUCCGAUUCCCCGUCGUCGACGGCGAACCAAGAUCUGCCCGGCAAGCUGAUGGAAUGUCUGUCGAAGGUGACGCAUCGCGCCAGCAUCGCCGGCAACAAGAUAAUCGUGGAGAAGCCGUUGCGCGCGAGAGACGUUGCCGAACUGAAGAGAGAGGUGACCGAGUGCGCCAAGAUCAUCGAGAGCCACGCGGAAUCGGCGGUGAACGCGGUGCAAGGUCCUCCGGAAGAGAGAAAGUCGAGCACGAUUCCUUCGCAGGUUUCGACGGAGAACGACCGGCCAAUAACGAGCGCAACUACCGCCGUCACCGCCACCGAUUACCCGAACGACGUUCUCUCGCCGAUGGACGAUCCCGAGAGCUUCGAUUCGUGGUCGAUCAGCUCGGCGGAAUUGAGUCACGCGCGACCGGACUUGCACUCGCCCACGUCUCCGUCCCAUUCGUUGUACGCCAGAAACGACAACUCCGACAAUUCGGAAUCGGUGAUCGAUCGAAUACGCAGACGGAGCUUCUACUCGCGGUUCAACGAUAGACGAAGACCGUCGUUGACGGCUCCGCCGCCGGGCGUCGCUUUGCCCGGCAGCGCGACGCUGCCGAGAAAAUUCAGCUUCAGCGGACACCGCGAACACCGGGAUCGCGGUAGAUACGGAACCGGAUAUGCCGGAUUCGCUUCCGCGGUCACCUCGAAGACCGGUGGCAGCGGCGGCGGCGGCAACAGGUACGCCACGGACAAGAGGUACGGUUUCUACAGCGAGGAUGGUAUCGCGACGAUAGAUCGUCGUAAUCGAUCGCUCGACCGAGCCGCUCGCUACUCCGACACCGGCUACGUCACCGACCUCAAGUCGCCGACCGACCACCCGGUCGUACUCUCCUCGUCCUACGAUCCUCUCAGAAGGUAUCUCAGGUCGCCUACCUUCGACCUGUCCGCCUCCAGAUCGAGAUAUCACAGCGUCGACUUUACCGCGGAUCCGGAUCUAGCCACCGUGUACAGACCUUCUGCUUCCAGCUUGUCCAACGACUCGGUCAGCCUCGGCUACUCCUCUCUGCCGAGAAAAUACGCGAUCGGACUCGCCGAACCGAAAACCGUCCAGUACUACGAGGAGUUGUUAUCUCCGAGCAGCGCGGACUACUCGCCGUCUAGGAGGUCGCCGACGUGCAGCGAGUAUCCGACUAGGUGCGAGAACGGCUACUACAACGGAAAUUCGGAUGUACGCGCAAACGCUGCGAAACGGAAAACUUGCACGGAGAACGCGAGAACGCUGGAGCUUUACGAAGAUACCGAUCCGGCUUCAGCCGCUUCCUGCGACGAACGAUCCACGGAACAGAGGAGGAGCAAAGGCGAACGUACGACCCAGACGAAACAUUCGCUUUCCACGUCCGCUGAUACGACCAGCCGUUGCGCCAACGACCACAGUUAAUCUCGUUUUCGUCAACUCGCGCGACGACGAUUUACGCGCGCACCCAACGUCCCCUUACUUUUGUUCGUUCUGUUCGUUGCACGCAUUGAUUCCAGCGUUAUCGUCCACGUUUCUCGCCCAAGAAUCGGUAACGUGCGUUACGAUAUACGCGUAUCCAAGUCAUUGCGACAGUUCGUUUUAGAAAAUACUCUCUUAUUCCGCGUUGCAGACGCAAGAUCGUAUUUCUCCCACCAUUUCGAUACGACCUCGUUCUAGUCUAUUUAUUUAAUCGACGUAGGAUUUCGAGUGCAAUCGCAAUUGCCCGACCGUACCGAACGCUUGUCUCCUCUCGUCUUCGUUACGAAACGAUCCAACGGCCUAAAACCACCCCGUUUCGUCUUCCCUCGAAACCGACGAAACGUAUUUCUUUGCCUGCCCGCUGUUUUCGUCGACGUUACGUUACGAUCGUUACGUCGCACGCUCGGUCCAUAUUCGUUAUAGCAAAUGUCUCGUCCACUCUGCCGACUUCACGUUUUUCUCUCUUCUUUACUUAAUAAAUCUUAAAAUGCGACAUUGCAAUAGUUGUUUUCUAUCGCUGUUACUAUUAUCGCUAUUACCACCAUCGCCAUCGUCACAAUCGUCGUUGUUAUUGUUAUCGUUAUUGUUACAUCAUCGUCGUCGCUUUUAUCUUUACGACUAUAUUAUAUAAAAGUGUGCCUUGAAAUUGUUGUUGCCACGUAAAUUGUAUCUUUUUCGAGAAACUCGACGUGCGUAUGCGGUAUCGACGUUCGUAUAAUCCAACGAACCGCGUGUUCGUUUUCUCAUUUUUCUCUAGUUUCUCCUUUCUCUUCUUUUCGUGUUAUCUGCUCGAAACGCGUGUAUGUCGUUACGAGCGGUUUUGGCUGCAGUAUUUAUAAAAUUGUAAGUUAAGUUAAAGCUUAAGGCUGACGCGAGAUACGUAGCUGUUGGACCGGCUAGAUACUCUAGCUAGCGGACUGUCGCGAAAACGCGAACGCUGUACGAGAGUAACGAGCGAGUUGCUUCGUCGCGCGCAACGUUUUCGCAUCUUCGUUGACCAUUUAACGGGAUUCGUUAUCCUGAAACGCGUCUCGAGCAGCGUUUCGCGUUUCCCCUCUAUAUUCUCGCGGAGCAAAUUUUAUCUUGGUCGUAUCUCUGCAAGAUCCCUUCGAAACGUUGCAGGUAUUCGCUGCGAAUCUCUGACUGACUAGCCACGGUCUUCCGCUUCUUAUGUAUGCGUUUUCUACUCGUAUUUUAAAAUAAACCAUGCUAUUCGAACGAG
Messenger RNA from Bombus terrestris (buff-tailed bumblebee), 9562 nucleotides. It is a transcript of the gene Nuak1, whose product is annotated as serine/arginine repetitive matrix protein 2. Gene Ontology annotation, molecular function: ATP binding; protein serine/threonine kinase activity; tau-protein kinase activity. NCBI's taxonomy places the organism in Eukaryota, Metazoa, Arthropoda, Insecta, Hymenoptera, Apidae. The record is from RefSeq and is a predicted model, not a curated record. The transcript has 13 exons. Gene Ontology annotation, biological process: protein phosphorylation; microtubule cytoskeleton organization; intracellular signal transduction. The coding region runs from base 277 to 8283 and encodes 2668 amino acids. Gene Ontology annotation, cellular component: cytoplasm.